AUGACCGAAGAGUAUGCAAAUACUGCCCAGGGGAAGGCCACGGAGCAUAUUGGCCUGUACCAGAUUCAGCCAUACCUGGAUCCCUUGCUACGGUCUGGGUGGUGGAACAGCAUGGAGACCACAUCAGUCCGGCAUCCACUGGCAGGCUUAAAGAUCGUCGACUUCACAAGAAUCGUUGCCGGGCCUUCGAUCAGCCGCAGCCUCGCUGAGCUCGGUGCAAGUGUAAUGCGCGUGACGGGCCCACACAUUGCCGACUUUUCUGGCCUACAUCCUGACUUGAAGUGGGGCAAAUGGAACUGUCACCUUGACUUGUGGAAGACCGAGGGUAAGAUUAAGUUGAGGGAUCCUCUAUGGGAGGCUGAUGUCGUUGUCAACGGCUAUAGGCCUUUCGUACUGGAUAAGCACGGCGCCGCCUACGAGGAUGUGUUCCAGAUCGGCAAAGAACAAGGUCGAGGAUUCAUCUACGUUCGUGAAAAUUGCUACGGCUGGGCUGGGCCACGGUCUAGACGCAGCGGAUGGCAGCUGAUCAGCGACGCAUGCUCUGGAGUGUCAAUGGGUUUCGGGCGUGCCAUGGGCAACGAGGAAGCCGUCACUCCAGUGCUGCCUAAUCCCGACUAUUGUACAGGGGUUGCAGGCUGCUGCGCAGUCCUACAAGCCCAUGUGCUUCAAGCAAAAUAUGGAGGCUCGUAUCUCAUCGACGCAGCUUGA
Exophiala xenobiotica is the source of this 708-nucleotide messenger RNA. RefSeq lists its product as uncharacterized. The record is from RefSeq and is a predicted model, not a curated record. Bases 1 to 708 code for a protein of 235 amino acids. NCBI's taxonomy places the organism in Eukaryota, Fungi, Ascomycota, Eurotiomycetes, Chaetothyriales, Herpotrichiellaceae. Gene Ontology annotation, molecular function: catalytic activity. The transcript has a single exon.